This is a messenger RNA of Mustela lutreola (European mink), 5147 nucleotides long. It is a transcript of the gene ERICH5, whose product is annotated as glutamate rich 5. The transcript has 3 exons. Bases 526 to 1728 code for a protein of 400 amino acids. NCBI's taxonomy places the organism in Eukaryota, Metazoa, Chordata, Mammalia, Carnivora, Mustelidae. The record is from RefSeq and is a predicted model, not a curated record.
AGCAAACUUCCUCGUGGUAACAGUACUGACGUUAUGUAAGAAUAAGACUGCCAUCCGAAGCUAGUCUACCAAUCAAUAUCCACUGACCACAAUCGCCUCCUCCCCUCUCCAGCUAUUUAGUGAUGAUUCAGAUGAGCCCUCCCAGCCCUUCGCCCUCGCCGUUAGGGACACCAUCCCUAUCCCUGCUUCUGAAGCCUUUUCCCUCUCCUCCUCGACUGCACUCCCCACCUUCUGCCCACCUGGCUCCCUGUCCUUGUCCUCUCCAGCUUCUUCGCUCCCGCCUCCCGGACCACCUCCUCCACCCCCUCCACCUCUGCCGCGCACCCUCCCCUCUCCAGGUGCGCACCGCCACCGCGCCGCGCCGCCGUGCGCUUGCGCUGCGCACCCGCCGGUGCUGGGCGGGCAGAGUUGCAGUAGCGCUCCGCCGCUGGUGCGUUCUGCACGGGAUCCAAGCUCCGGGCCGACGCCCGCACGGGGCCGGGACAGGUGGCUGCGCUGGUCCACAGGGCCGCCCUUCUGCCCGCGAUGGGCUGCUCCAGCAGCGCCCUCAACACGGCCGGCGACAGUAGCGGGCUCCGCAGAGAAGAAAGUGAGUCCUGCUUUGCCCAACCAAAACCACGGACACUGGGAAAAGAAUCCACUCUUUUUGGCAAGGUGGAAAAGGAAAGUCCAGCCCCCUUCGAGAAGCUCAAGAUUUCAGCAGUGUCUACAGCUAACGGAGUUAAACCUGUCCAUGAAUGGCCCCUGGCAAACAGUGCUGCGGAUCCACCAGCAUCCACAGAAGAGGCUCAGCCUCUAGACAGACCCGAGGAGUCGGGGCCACCCCAGCCAGGUGGCAAAGAUGAUACUCUGGUUAUGGGAGGAAAGAAGAAAGACAUGGGAGCAGUGGCAGAGGCUCAGCCUUUACAAGGAAAUGCUGAGACCGAAUCUGGAGGAACAGACCUCAAGUACACCAAGCCUUUGAGGGCCACAGGAGAGAGGAGCUCUCCAGGAGCAGUGGAGGGUACUGAGAAUCCACAAACUGCCAGACAGAUGAAACUUCUAGGAACAUCUGAUAAAAUCCCUCCUCUGGAAGCAGCCAGAGAGCCACAACCUCAAGAAGCAAUGGGCAAAGGUGAACAGACCCAACUCCCAGAAACAGUUCCCAAGGAGAAGGAAUCUCCAGAAGUACUGGAAGGAAGUCAGUUUUUGGAAACAGCUGGAGAGCAGCAACUUCAAGAAACGUUGGGGAAAGAUGAGCAGUCCCAACCUCUAGAAACCAUUCCCAGAGAGAAUGGAACACCAGAAAUAUCGGAAGGAAGUCAGUUUGUGGGAACAGCUGGAGAGCGGCAACUUCAAGAAAUGUUGGGAAAAGAUGAACAGUCCCAACCUCUAGAAACCAAUCCCAGAGAGAAUGAAACACCGGAAGUGUUGGAAGGAAGUCAGUUUGUGGGAAAAGCUGUAAACAGUGAGUUGCUCCAUAAAACUCCUGAAGGUCCCAGAAACAUGGAGCAGAGUCAACUUGAAGGAAUGAUAGUUGGAAGCAUGGAGCAUCCAGUGGGAAUUCUAGAAAUAGGAGCAAAUAUGGAAAUGGUCAAGCAAAUGCACACUAAUGAAGAGGACCAACACAUUGAAGGUGAGACAGGAGAAAAGGUUGAAACAGAGGCGGAGAACGAGAAAGGAAGUGAAGGGCCUGGAACAAAAGAAGAAGAAACAGGGGAAGCCGUGGGUCUUGCCGCAGCCACAUAGAUUGGCGUGAUCGUAGAAGGAUGAACGGACACAGUUGUGUUAUAACAGAGAAAAAAAAUGGACUGAAGUGUGUGGGUAUAGAUCUUAUCUUUUAUCUUAUCUUUUCAUGUGUACGUAUUUUAUACAAAGAGUGUGGUUAUCGUGUUCUUGAUUAGGUUGUUCCAUAAAACUUCUAAGCCGUACACAGUUGUCUUAGGCACUUAGAACAGUAAUGCAUUCAAGACUGCAGCAGCCAUUGCCCGUGACAAGUAGGGUGUACAAUUACUGGAGGGUGAGGGUGUUUUCUUCAUUGUGGUAAUAGGUUUAUUCUGUUUAGAAAAUGAGACUCUGAAAAGAAGGUAUAAGCCUUAGUUGUAGGGGGUUGGAGAAAGGGGUUAGCACAAAUUAGGGAGCUCCUGAUGAUAAGGUUACACGGUUAUAAUUACAAUGGGAUGAGAAAGAACACAGUGUCAGGGCAAACUCUACCUAGUGUUGCUUUCCUGUGGCAGAAUUUAAAGCUGGGAGGAACCUUGGAAAGUGUGUCCCUCUAGUUACGUCUCACUUGAAGUCUGUCUACUGCAGCCGGCUCUCAUUUAUCAUGGUGUGUUCAAUGUGUUAACAAAAUCCUCAUCAAAGGAACGCAUCUCUGGUGCUAUUGUAAGAUCAGGUAUUUAGACACCGAAAGGCUACACAUUUUCCAUGUGCCAUUUUGAAUUUUGAACUUACGUGAAGGAUUUUAAUUGGUGUUCUCCUUUCGACUGACAUUAAAGGUAUUUUAAAUAAAUGGACUUUUAAAUGUAUUUCAGAAGCAACAAACAAUAAGAAUUCAAGCCUAGAUUAGAGGGGCACCGGGAUGGGUCCAGUCGGUUAAGCAUCCUUCUCUUGAUUUUGGCUCAGGUCAUGAUCUCAGGAUUGUGAAAUCCAGCCCUGCACGGGGCUCUGUGCUGAGCUUAGAGUCUGCUUAAGAUUCUCUCUCUCCCUCUCUGCCCCUCCCCCCCACUCCUGCACAGCCUGUGUGUGCACUUUCUAAAAACAAGCAAAACACCUAGUUUAGUUGCCUAUGUGAAGUUUAUUCCUUGGGUACUAUUAUUUUUGUUUGGUUUUAGAUUACUGUGAUUUAAUGUUAGGCAUUAGAGGUAGAAAGGAGCUAAGCAAUUAGAAUUUAAAAACCAUUUAUAAUGGGGCGCCUGGGUGGCUCAGUCAGUUGAGCAUCUCAACCUUUGGCUCCAUCCCAGGAUCAAGGCCCGCCUCUAGCUCCCUGCUCAGCAGGGAGCCUACUUCUCAGUCUCCCUCUCUCCCCUGGCUUGUGCUCUCUCUAUCCCAAAUAAGCAAAUAAAGUCUUUGAAAAAAUAAAUAAAAACCAUCUAUAAUAUUUCAUUAAUGUUAAAAUAUUUCAUUAAUGUUAAAAUCGAAAGUUACUUUUUAAGAAUUCUUCCAAAAUUUCCAAGGGAUUUUGGUAAAAGAUUAUAGGUGAAUGGUAACGAUGAUAGCAAUCUUGUCUACCCUUGAGUGCCUUGUGUUCAUUAAUAUCAGGAUAGAAUUAUAUUUUAGAAACACUUGGUGUCUUUUCUUAUUUGCAAAUAUCUAUUUUUUACGAUAACUGUUCAAAUGAAUUAACUAGACUCUUUUACUUUAGCUUUGAUAUUAAAAUGACUACUAAGAUGAUCUGUAAGUAAUUUCAAGAAUAUAGGCUACAGGGAAGAAUUAUCAUCUUUAUUCUGAUUUUAAUAUUAGUUUAUGUUUGUGACUUUAAAGAGUAGAAGUAGACAGCAAGAGAAAGUACUUGAGUAGGUGACAUCCUCUUUUCUGCUGAGUUGCUGGGUUGUGAUUUGGAACUGCUGCUGCAGUCUUGGAACUUUUUAUCUAUCUUUAAUGCAGGCAUUUAGCCCCUUCAGUGGAACACGAAAGGUGCUUAAUAAAUAUUUGUCAAAUCAGUAAAUGAAUAAUGAAUACCAAGGGCUCCCAUUUACAUUGAAUUCAUUUAAAAAGAGUAGAUUUUACAGAUCAGUUUGUGUAACACUGACAUUUUCAUGGGGGCUGCUAAGCUCAGUAACAAGCUGUGUAUUCAGUGUAGUUCUGAAAAUGGCACUAUGGCGUGGCCAGGAAAUGAAAUAAAUCAGAACAGAUAUAACAUCUUUCAAGCUGCCUUUUGUAAUCCAAGGGGGUUUUCCCUGACCAAAAGGUAUUUUUAAACAGAUAUCUAGUAAGGAGAAAUGAUAGCACUUAGUGUAACUAUGAAUGAUCUCCUUAAAAGGUGGAAUUCUUCUUUGUGUGAAGCACUUAAAUAGUAGGCUUCGUUUACUUAAUAGACAUGAAGGUCCAUUCUCUGUUGUGUAGGUUUUUUUUUUAUUGGUAGCAUGUGUUAAAGAGACCUGCUCAGAACUAGUUCUUGAACGAAUUUUGUCUCAAAGGCAUUAUUAUAGAGUUAUAAGUUUUCUAAUUGUUUAUUAAUCUUACUAGUUCCCAUUAAUUCCCACUUAUUAAUUUCCAUUAAUAAUAAAUUAAAAUUAAUAAUUCUAUUAUCAAUUUCCAUUAAUUACUAAAAUAAUUUAUUCUUAGCUUUUGUAUCUAAAUUUAUAUACAUUUCUGGCACUUUUUAUACUUUGGCCUUUAAUGUGGCUACUAGACAUUUUUAGAAACUGUUCUUUUAGAUGAUAUUAGUAUUUUUUAUUCAAAUUAAAAUGUUCCAUAAUAUGUGAAUAUUCUAGAAUUGAAACAUGUCAUCUAAAUAUUUAGUUUUUUAAAUAAAGUAAUAAGUGCCUGUAGUAGAACUCAAUACAGAAAGGUAUAAAAUGGGCAGUGAAGUUCUCCCUCCCUUAUCUUUAGUCCUUCCAUGAAAAGAUAAGUUUUCUUGCAUAUACUUCCACAAGAAGGUGAUAUAUAUACCAUGCUUUAUGCCUAUGCUAAAACACAAGUGUGUAUUUAUAUCCACAUUUUAAAAGACAAAUAAGAAUUUACAUAGCCCUUGUGUUGUGAAAAGUACACGUAAAACGACUAAUCUAUCCUUUCCCGUGUUAGAAUUUUUCUCUUUUGCCAAGACCGACCGACAGCAUAGCCCAGGGCAUUCUUCACUCUGAGAAGAGGUCAUCAGUUUUGCCCCAAAUUUAAAACAUAGAAGUUGGACCAAAGGCUUGAGCUGUUUUGUCAUGAACUAAUAGAGGAACUAUCAUUGGGGGUGGAUUCUUUCAUCCUGGGGUGCUAUAUAGCCCCAGGAUUGUAGCCCCAUUUGUGUUCUACUAAGCUAGUCGCAGUAUUUUCUACAAAUAAGUGGGAGGGAAAUGGUGAAGAAAUGAUUUGCCGGCCGGCAGUCCCAGGAAGGAAGGAAUGUUUGAUUUACCAACAGAGGGCGCCAGUCGCAAGGCUAAGAAAUACCCAGUCUCCUCCAGAACUCGAGCCCAGAAGCUGUGCCCUGGGGUGGGGGGAACCAGGAGAGGAAUACG